Messenger RNA from Drosophila persimilis, 1924 nucleotides. RefSeq lists its product as uncharacterized. Bases 459 to 1715 code for a protein of 418 amino acids. The transcript is spliced from 5 exons. NCBI's taxonomy places the organism in Eukaryota, Metazoa, Arthropoda, Insecta, Diptera, Drosophilidae. The record is from RefSeq and is a predicted model, not a curated record.
GCCUAUCAGGCACCUCGCUUUUAUCACACACGCGCUCGCGCUCGCGUCCGCUCUCGCACACGUACACACCUGUUCAGAGUCAAUAAGAGAGGACGCCAGAGAAAGCCCCCUUUGAGAGAGAGAGAGAGAGCCGCAAUUGCGAGAUAUUGCGCUAACACUUCAUUUGCCGAUAAAACCCCAAAAGCUCCACACACACGACACGGCUCCACGCUCUGCGGCGUCACAGAGUUUUUCUGAAACUGAAGCGAGCGCACAUUCCAGUCCAGCCGAAAUCUGGAUGUAAUUGAUUUCCCCCCCUUUUAACAGAAGCAACAAAUUAAUCAAAACAUUUGACAAAUCAACCUGCUCCCAUUCUUUUUGACACCAACAAACAAAACAAACAAAAAAGAAGAAGGAAACAAGAGACAAUCGGAGAUAUAAUAAAAUUAAAUUAAAAAAGCAUAUUAAAAGACGACAAAAUGUGCCGCUGCUGUCAAAACUGUUGGGAAGAUUUCUACUGGAACUGCUUUGAGGAGCGCUUUUGCUACGAUGAAUCGAUUGCCAAUUACAAUCCCGAAGACGACGAGGACUAUUUGGCCGCUCAAAAGAAUGGCCAGAUCAUUGGACGCAUACAGCCAGCAACUACAGACAAUAAUAAUUCCUUGACUGUGCCACAACAACCGAUUUGCGAUCAGCCGCAAAUGCGGCAAAACAGCUCCGGUCUGGGCCUGAGUCUAAUGAGUGCCAAGAUGCAUGAGGAGGACUAUCGUCGCGAGACGCAAAUAAAUGUACCCACACUGGGUCCCGAGAUAUUGGCGGUAUUUGCCAAUUCGCAGAUCUUCCAAGACCAUCAGCCCACAAAGUUAAAUCGCAUUAGCACAAAGACAUAUUUGGCCGGAAUCCAUUCGCCCAAUCGGGAGAUGCCAACGACGCCGCGAGUCAGCGAUCAGGAUCGCUUGUUGCGUCGCCUGGAAGGCGAUGCUACAGAUUCAAAGACAUCACCCGAGAAACGAAUUACAUUCACUUUGGCCCCAUCCUCGGCAGAGUGCUCGCCCGAGGGAAGUCAGACCUUGUCCCCCAAAAAGUUCGAGGCCAUUGCCGAGGAGGAGAAGGAAGACGAAAAGGAAGACGAGGAGGAUUCCCUAGAGGAGGUUGUACUGCGACCCCGCCUCAUUGAUCGACAUCCCCAUCUGUUGGCCAAUCCCAGUGGCCUGGCCACCACACCGAAGCGUAUCCUGCGCUCGGCCAAGAGUGUGCCGCACAUGCACGUGAGAUCGGCGGCCAGUGAAACGGAUAUAUUCUCCAUCAGCGGCACUGUGAACAGCAGCCAGAUAAGCAUGACACCGGAGGUUCCCUUCAUAUCGUUCAGUAAUCUGCCCAAGAACUACGAGGACACACCGACCAUCGAGAAGUACCGCGUGUCGCAGAGCCUGUACUCCAUUCAGACGGCAAAUGCGGCAAGGGCCACACAGGAUGAUUACUCGAUGCCACGCUACUUCCGUCGCUCUGCCAUGCUCAUGACCCAGAGCUCCGAAGUAUUGCCUGGCAGUUCCUUGGCAUCCAUGACACCAUCGGCCACGUCUUCCACGUCGCCCGGUUCCUCCAACAACGAGCUGCGUCGCCCGGAAAAGGAGAAGAGCAAGCGCCUCCAAAUGCUGCGCGGCAAUCUGCCACCACUACUCAUCCAUUCCGUCUCGUUCAAGCGUAAUCGCGAUGAAGGCAAACAAGUGGAUUAAUAUCCAUAAAAUUGUACUUUAAAAUAUAUGUGUACCUAUUGUUAAUCUGUGUUUCUGUAUUUUUGUUGUAUCUGACUUAGUAUGUAGGUCCUGCGUAAGGGAUUAAUGUAUUGUUCUAUGUUCUUUGUCCACUCUCACUCAGUAUUCGGAUAUGUACUUCAUUAUGCAUGUAUGAUUGAUAUUACAAAAUAAAAUUCAUAUUACUACAA